Messenger RNA from Fusarium oxysporum Fo47, 867 nucleotides. RefSeq lists its product as uncharacterized. The transcript has a single exon. Bases 118 to 729 code for a protein of 203 amino acids. NCBI's taxonomy places the organism in Eukaryota, Fungi, Ascomycota, Sordariomycetes, Hypocreales, Nectriaceae. The record is from RefSeq and is a predicted model, not a curated record.
CAUCCUCAGCAUCAUCGCAACAACUUCCACUACAAACCUCUUGGUAUGUGAACAAUUUACCCCUCCAUCUCCAUCAUCAUCAGCACCACCAGCACCACCACCCAUCAGCGUCAUAACAUGAUGAUGAUGCAUUACUUUGCCUCAACUUCUCCUCUUUGCCUCUCCACCAGCAAACAGAUUGUCAUGUCAUAUCAUGUCUACAUUCGAUCCAACAUAAUGAGAAGACGAUACGACGACACGUCAAUCGAUAUGGGUGAUGGAUUGGUUGGCAUUGGCAUGGAUGGCACGACAUGGCAUUGGUGUUGCUACAGAGAGGGGGCAGACGGGAGGGAGAGAGACGAAGCCCCUUCCGGGGCAUUGAGCUCUGUAAUUCAGAGCUCUAAGGUACUCUGUCUCUUCUCUCUCUCUCUCUCUCUCUCUCUCUCUCUCUCCCUCUCUCUAGUCUCAUCUGCUUGCCCCUCCUUUGCACCGACGUUCCAAUUCCAAUUCCAGUCCACACCCACUUUCACUUGCUCUUUCCCUGUGGCAACCUUCCUCAGCAAAAAAAGCUUCCGUUCCACUCAACCUCCGUCAUACAGAUAUAAAUUACCCCACCCCCUCACCUCAACCUUCACCUCAGCUCUUCUCUUGCUUUUUUCUUCUCUCCAUCUUACUUCAUCUAUCUUCAUCCUAAGAAUAUCUCAUCUGACUCUCUUUCCUCAACAGAAACUACCAUUUCUUCUACAAUAAUCAAAAUGGCUCCCAUCAAGGUCGGCAUCAACGGUUUCGGUCGUAUCGGCCGUAUCGUCUUCCGCAACGCCGUCGAGCACCCCGACAUCGAGGUUGUUGCUGUCAACGAUCCUUUCAUUGAGCCUCACUACGCCGUAA